UAAUUAUUGCAUACGUCUAUGUAACUUCAACUCUACAAUAUACCAUCAUAGCUUCAAACCACCAUUGAACACCUUACAAGCUACCCACAUCCUCACAAUCACCCCCGAAACCCCCACGAGAAGGGGAAAAGAAAGAAAAAACGAUGCGCACCACCCUCGUAACCGCGCUCCUAAGCGCCCUCUCCCUAACCUCCGCCUCCGCCACCUCCGGCUCUCCCCAGUCCCAGCAGCAAACAACCUUCACGCUCUGGAUCCCCUCCUCGCCCGCUCUCCCGAACCCGAACGCCCUGCCGCCCUCAACACACGCCACGCUCUCCUCGCUGCAGCAGACGUACACCGCACCUUUAUCCGCGGCCAACGCCUUCGCCUUCCGGAACGUGACGCCCGGGUCCUACCUCGCGGACGUGCACUGCGGGACGCACGCCUUCGCUCCCUUGCGCGUCGACGUGUUCGCGGGUAAAGCCGGAGGAGGAGAGAAGAAAGAGGCUUGGACGGGGCUCCUGGUACGGGCUUGGGAGACGUACCGCGGCAACGAUUGGGAUAACAAGGGCGCGGAGGCGCCGCGCAGCGGCGGCGAGUACGGAAGGUUCCCUGUCAGGGUGCUGGGGCCGAAGGAGUAUUAUAUUGAGAGGGGGUCUUUCUCCAUCUUCGGCAUCCUCAAGAACCCCAUGAUCCUCAUGGGCCUAGUCAGCAUGGUGUUGUUCCUCGGCGUGCCGAAGUUGAUCGAUAAUAUGGAUCCCGAGAUGCGCGCCGAGUUCGAGGAGCAGCAGAAGAACAACCCGAUGAACAGCUUGAUGGGCGGGGGCCAGCAAGCCGGCGCCAACCCCAUGGGCAACUUCGACAUGGCCGCGUUCCUAGCGGGACAGGGCAGCAAGAGCGAGGGCGAAUCGUCUAGUGGUGGCGGAAAGAAAGGUGGGAAGAGGUAGACCAUGAAACAAUAACUUAAAGAGUAUAGAAUACACAACCACCUCCAGGUUAUAGAAGAGCAUGAGAUAGACGAACAAUUGGUUCUAAUCCCUACCUUUCUGCUGACAAUCUCCGUACAAGACGGUCGUCAGAUUUACAAUAUUCACAUAAAUGACGAAGUAACAAAUGGAACUAUAUUGCACA
This is a messenger RNA of Annulohypoxylon truncatum, 1110 nucleotides long. RefSeq lists its product as uncharacterized. Lineage: Eukaryota; Fungi; Ascomycota; Sordariomycetes; Xylariales; Hypoxylaceae. The transcript is spliced from 3 exons. The record is from RefSeq and is a predicted model, not a curated record. The coding region runs from base 144 to 926 and encodes 260 amino acids. Gene Ontology annotation, cellular component: EMC complex.